Molecule: messenger RNA, 1281 nt
Organism: Ciona intestinalis (vase tunicate)
Lineage: Eukaryota; Metazoa; Chordata; Ascidiacea; Phlebobranchia; Cionidae
Source: RefSeq, a predicted model, not a curated record
UUACAAGAUCUAAUAACUCCCUUCCUGGAUUCAACGAUCCCGUAUUUGAAUGAUAUUUGGAGCACAGGUUACUGGAUUGGUGCGCAGCGUAAAGCAGGAACUUCUGAUUGGCGUUGGGUCGAUGGAACAAUUUUCUCAAAAAUUGUCGGUUACAGCAAUUGGCUUGGUGUUGAACCUAACGCUCCUAUAUCUACCACUGUGUGUGCUGCAAUGACACCAUACCAUAAAAUCCCGUAUCACUCAAAUAUCAAAGGGGGGUGGUAUGAUGGUUGGUGCCCUCAAGCCAUGUACUUCAUUUGUCAACGUGACUUGUGUGCUUCGAUGCCAUGUUUAAACGGAGGAACAUGCAACAGAGUGGCGAAUAAUUUCACUUGUUCGUGUUCGCCAGGGUUUAUUGGAUCAAAGUGUGACAAAGACUUGUGUGCUUCGAUGCCAUGUUUAAACGGAGGAACAUGCAACAGAGUGACGAAGAAUUUCACUUGUUCGUGUUCGCCAGGGUUCAUUGGAUCAAAGUGUGAAAAAGAGCGUUAUUACGAUGUGGGAAACGGUUGUGCGGUUCAUGUCAACAAAGUUGCAUCGCAAGUGAAGUCGUUUAAAGAUGCCAAGAUGAAAUGCAACUCUCUUCAAGCAGGGCUUGCUAUCGUUAAGUCAAAGCAAUCGCAAAUCAUUCUUAACCAACAUCACCAACACUGGAUGAACACCGACCCACUAUGGUUGGGAGGGAAGCAAAGCAAUUCAUCAUGGAGGUGGUUGGAUGGUAGCAACAUAGUUGGCGCACCAGUAUCCAUGCUUCAUGAUGGUUGUUUAUCGACAACCAUAAACGGGAGUUGGUUUGUUGAGAUUUGCACUAGAAGAAUCGGAUAUGCUUGUGAGAAACUUGUUGAUGGAGGGAAGUUAUGUUCGCCAUACAAGUGUAGGAACGGUGGAAAUUGUACAGAGAGUGGAUGCAACUUCUAUUGUUCGUGCUCCCCCGGGUUUGGAGAAUCGGUUUGCGAAAUAUCUCGUCAACAAAACACAGGGAUGGACGUUAUUGUGUACGUCAUACCAGUCGUAGUGGUUGUUGUCCUGUGUUUCGCGGUUCUAGGAAUAUUCAUUAAACGAAGACAAAACAAAGAUUUAGAAACCAUUGAAGAAAUUUCUGAACAUCCUUACCAAGACGUGGACUUCUCCCAUGAAGCUGUUUAUGCAAACGUCAUCGACGAUGGUCACGGCGACAAGCAUUCAACCCAAGUACCUAUGCCGUCCUAUGCCAGAAACUGACCGAGGUCGCCAGGAAUCAAG